GAUCCGUUUAUGUUUUCCCGACACAACCGCCGACGCCGACGCAACACAAUCCAAUAAUAUAAGAGGAUGAGACCAUUUGGUUAAUAGAUAAUGUCAGGAGAUAUGUGUUGCUUUCGGACAUUAGUUAAUGCGCUUUCCGUAUGAAACGGUCACGAGUGGUGCGAUAUCCUCGUCAUGGAAAAAGUAUUUCGACUAAAUAAUAAGAGAAUGGUGUACCCUGAACGUUUAACUCUAGACCAAGUCUCCCGAAAAGAAUCAGCAAAUUCGAAUGCAUCCUGGAUCAGCGACCAGAGUGAUGUCAACGGAAACAAUGAAGAAAAUAAACCGAUUGAGGAACAUGCAUCUGCAUCCUCUGCCACUUCAGCAGGAUCCAUGGGAAAUAGUCGUCAAUUCAUCCAAGACAGAAUCCGUCAUCUUGUCGAUGCAUUCACGUACCGCACACAAGCGACCCGUGAGCGUAUGCAAAUGCCACAAACGCCCUCCUCGAUCAGCAGCCACGAUGCAGUAGACCCUCCACCGCUUAAAGCCAAGUUCCUCACUGACAAUAUCAUUUAUCCGAUGAAAAUUGACGAAAUUGGCAAACCCACGCGCAAUCCCUGGGUCUACAUGCGGCAGUUAUGGGCCAGCAAGGUGAUAGACCCACAAGGGACCAUCUAUGUGAUUUGGAUCUCAAUUGCCGCGCUGGCAGUGGUAUACAACAUGUGGGUCAUCCCACUACGCAGCACUUUUCCAUAUCAAAACCGCCAUAAUCGGAUCGCAUGGAUGUUUUUCGACUAUCUAGCGGAUCUGAUUUACCUCGUAGAUAUGCUGGUGAUUCAGCCGAGAAUUAUGUUCCUCAGCGAAGGGUUUUGGAUGAAGGACAUUAACUUCACCAAGCAGAAUUACAUGCGACAGCGAAAUUUUAAACUGGAUAUAUUGGCCUUACUUCCGCUGGAUUUGUUGUAUUUUGUAUUUGGACCGGAAGCAAUCUUGUUGCGCUUUCCUCGAUUCUUCAAAAUGCACACUUUCUGGGCCUUCUUUGAUUUGGUCGAUAAAUUGAUUGCCUCCCCGCAUAUUAUUCGCAUUGCUCGUACCCUGUUGUAUAUGAUGUAUUUGAUACACUUGAAUGCCUGCGCAUACUAUGCGUUUUCUGCCUGGGAAGGCAUCGGGACAAAUAAUUUUGUUUUCAAUGGCGUGGGGAACGCGUACAUCAAAUGUUUCUACUUUGCAACAAAAACGGCAACUUCCAUCGGAAAAAAUCCGAAACCAACGCAGGAAAUUGAAUUUAUAUUCAUGACAUUCUCGUGGUUGAUGGGCGUGUUUGUGUUUGCUUUGCUAAUCGGCCAAAUUCGGGACAUUAUUGCAACAGCGACUCGGUCGCAGACAGAAUAUCGAAAGCUAGUGGAUGAAACUUUGGAAUACAUGCGGCGGUUGAAUCUACCGCAAGAGAUGCAAAAGCGUGUCCAGUCUUGGUUUAAUUACACAUGGGAAACACAACAUACCUUAGACGAAAAUAACAUAAUGGAUUGUCUCCCGCACAAAAUGAAAACCGAUAUAGCAAUCAAUGUAUACAUUGAGAUCCUCUCAAAAGUGAAGCUCUUUUCUGAUUGUGACGAAGCCUUGUUACGUGAGCUCGUUCUGCAACUGCGCAGUGUAAUCUAUCUACCUUGCGACACUAUCUGCAAGCGUGGAGAUGUUGGUAAAGAGAUGUACAUCAUUCAGUCUGGGCAGGUACAAGUGAUGAGUAAAGAAGGUGAUGAAGUUUUAGCAACGCUCACCGAGGGUUCAGUAUUUGGCGAGAUUAGUUUGCUGGGAAUUGAAGGAAUGACUCGCCGCACCGCCGAUGUCCGCUCGCACGGGUUUUCGAACUUAUUCGUCCUGAGCAAAUCAGAUCUCAAUGCAGCAUUGUCGCAUUAUCCUGAAGCUCAAGAACUGCUAAAUCGCAAAGCUAAAGCGCUCAUGAAGAAGAACGAAGCGCUCGAACGCAAGAAAGAAGCGUUGAUUGUCAUCAACAAUCCGCAACCGCAACAGCCACACGCGAAAUUGUUGAAUACAGUUAUGCAAGUCAUGCCGGAGGAUUCUUCCACGCAUCGAUUACUGCGAUAUGGGUCGAGGGGCAGACCACGAACAGCAAAGAAAGAUAAUAAUCGCAGGAGUUUGCCUUCGGUGAGAGAUCUUGGCAGUGCUGAAGAUCGCAGUACUUUUGAAACAAAAGUUACUGUUCAUAGAUCUAUGAGUUAAAUGUUGUGUUAACGAAAAAGGUAUAACGAGAUAUAUUUCACAAAUUAAACAUGAAUAGCGGACGAAAAAAUGGUUGUUUAGAUGAAAAUAAAAUAUUUUUAUGGGAAA
Dalotia coriaria is the source of this 2328-nucleotide messenger RNA. RefSeq names its product Cyclic nucleotide-gated ion channel subunit B (gene CngB). Gene Ontology annotation, cellular component: intracellular cyclic nucleotide activated cation channel complex; plasma membrane. NCBI's taxonomy places the organism in Eukaryota, Metazoa, Arthropoda, Insecta, Coleoptera, Staphylinidae. The coding region runs from base 175 to 2220 and encodes 681 amino acids. The transcript is spliced from 4 exons. The record is from RefSeq and is a predicted model, not a curated record. Gene Ontology annotation, biological process: monoatomic cation transmembrane transport. Gene Ontology annotation, molecular function: protein-containing complex binding; intracellularly cAMP-activated cation channel activity; cGMP binding.